Molecule: messenger RNA, 495 nt
Organism: Vicia faba (fava bean)
Lineage: Eukaryota; Viridiplantae; Streptophyta; Magnoliopsida; Fabales; Fabaceae
Source: the annotation of a GenBank genome assembly
AUGAAGGACAUAAUUACAAGGUAUACUCAACACUCCCAACAAAACAACAAAUUGCACAAACCUCUACAAUUACAGGUAGAGAAAAACAUGUUAACUGAAUUGCAAAAGGAACUUGCUGAUAAAACCCAACAACUAAGGGGACUGAAAGGAGAAGAUUUUGAAGGGUUAAACUUAGAGGGGUUACAACAAUUGGAGAGAACACUAGAAACAGGGCUCAAGUGCGUGAUUGAGAUGAAGGAAAAAAGAAUUAUGAAUGAGAUUGGUGCACUUCAGAUAAAGGGUGUCAAGUUAGAAGAGGAGAACAAUCAUUUAAAGCAUAAGAUGGCUAUGCUAUUUAAGGGGAAAAGUCCUAUCUUGGGAGACUUGGAUGUUACUACCAUGCAGGAAAAUGUCUCAUGUGAGUCCAUGAAUGAUGUAUGCAACUGCAAUAGUGGACCUUCUCUUGAAGAUGAUUCAUCUGACACAUCUCUUAAGUUAGGGUUGCCAUUUCCUUAA